ACACCGUUACCACGGCAACAGAUACACCAACAGAGGCUGCUGGUUUUCUCCGUGAACUCAUUGUUAAGAGAACGGGGAAAAUGUCUCAAUUUGACGCAGAAAGAGAUAUCCAAAAUAUAGUCGGGGAGCUCGUGCAGGAGUGCACGAGGCGGGGGCACGUGCUGACAGAGACUCUAGUGACGUUUAUGGUGAAAGCUGUCAUUCUGGACCCUACGAACGGCAUUGAUGCUGAGAGAAAACUCACAGAACAAGACACCGAGAAGCUUAAAAAGCUGUGUCUGGAGAAACUUCUGGAGAAGGGCAGCCCAUCACUCGACAGCAUCAAAAUGCAGCUGUAUUUCUACAUGAAUUACACCUCUCAGCGUGAGUUUCUCAAAGAAAUCCAUGUCAGUCUGGAUUCUCGACUGUGUCCGCUGAGUCGGCAGAUAACAGACUGCAGAGUGAAAACCAGCCAAGAAUCUGACGCGGUUUACAGCAGAAUUAUUACUUACAUCUUGCUGCAAUCUUCCAUGGGCUCACCCACAGACGUGGACAGCGUACAGGAAGUUAAAGCUGCCCUUCAGAGUAUUUUUCCUCAGUCUGAGCUGAGGUCCUUCAUGUUUCUGCCGAAGAAAAAGAAGGAAGAGCAGCUCCAGGAGCUCGCCAUGAUCUCCACGGGGAUACGGCUCUUCAACAAGGCCAGCCAGGACAGAGAGGGGCAGUUUGACAUCCGAGAACUGUUGCCCACUGUCCUGAAAGACGCCCUCUCAUCCACCGGACAAACUAUCAGGAAGGAGCUGAGUGAGACCCGGACUUUAGCCUGGAAAUUCACGGCUGUCCUGGAGAAACUAACGCAGUGCAGCCGUCAGAGAAGACACAGUGAAGAUCCUGUCGCCCUGCUCAAACAGGCUCUCUACAAUGUUAGGGCUCAUGAGGGCUUUCUCAAAGUCUUACUGACUGAUGCAAGCUCGUGCGAGAAGGUCGUUGAACUUCUUCAGACUGAUCUCUCAUCCCAGCUGAAGAUCCUGACAGAAACUCUGAAACCUUCAGAAACUGCACCAGCUCAGAGAGUCAUCACUUCAUUCAAAGCCCUCUCAUCAAUGUGGUCUCGGCUUCUGGAUGAGGCAGAGCUCCUGAACUUCCUUCACAACAUCUCAGUGAAUCUUCGUCCAUUCGUGGCCUCGCAGGCAAGUGUUGGUUCUGAAGCUGGUCUGGACAGCCUGCAGGGGGCAGCAGAGGUGAAGAGUGAUGAGCAGAGGGUGGCAGAGUCUUCUGGUGAGCAGAUUGAUCCAGCCCAAGCAGAGACAAAGGAAUGGCUCAUGCCUGAAGCAGCGUCCAGCUACAGUGAACUGCCGCUUCAAUAUAACGGUUUCUGUGGUUACACGUUGGUGAACAGUGAUGGCCUUCUGCUGCCAGGAAAUCCACACAUUGGAGUCCUGAAGCACGAGGGAAAGCUCUACGCUUUCAGCUCCAAAGAAGCCGCCUUGAAAUUUGCCUCCAGUCCAGAUGCUUUUGCUGCAGAGGUGGUGGAAAAAGUCAAACGCUCUCCUGAACUCAUCCCCCUUCUCAACCUCCAUCAGCAGCUCUCCUACGCCAAUCCGUACUCGGUGGUGAAGAAAGAGGAGAACUUGGGGACAGGGUCCUCCUGUAAAUGUGACAGUGGAACACAGACAGACAUCCACCCCAUAGAAACAAACAUUGACAAGUCGUAUGAGUGGAAUGAAUGGGAACUUCGGCGAAAAGCUCUCCAACUGGUGAAUCUGCGAAAAAAAGUGACGCACUCCAGUCAGACGAACCAGAGCCACAUGAGGCGGGAAAAUGCAACUCAGACCUGGCUGCAGAAGGACGCCGCGUGCCAAAGCAAGAGAGACUGCGGCAGCAAUGCCACCGUGCCGCACGUCUACCUGGCAGGUGUGACUGGACAAAAACAGGCUCAUGUGGUCAAAGUGAACCUGUCCAAACCUGCUUAUGAAGACUGAAUGACUGCAGCAGCAUCUAUCUAAAUAAAAUUCACUGAAGCUAAACCA
Messenger RNA from Oryzias melastigma (Indian medaka), 2006 nucleotides. RefSeq names its product cilia and flagella associated protein 206 (gene cfap206). Gene Ontology annotation, cellular component: ciliary basal body; axoneme. The transcript is spliced from 12 exons. Bases 81 to 1958 code for a protein of 625 amino acids. The record is from RefSeq and is a predicted model, not a curated record. NCBI's taxonomy places the organism in Eukaryota, Metazoa, Chordata, Actinopteri, Beloniformes, Adrianichthyidae. Gene Ontology annotation, biological process: sperm axoneme assembly; regulation of cilium beat frequency; regulation of flagellated sperm motility.